This is a messenger RNA of Venustampulla echinocandica, 1011 nucleotides long. RefSeq lists its product as uncharacterized. The record is from RefSeq and is a predicted model, not a curated record. The transcript is spliced from 3 exons. Lineage: Eukaryota; Fungi; Ascomycota; Leotiomycetes; Helotiales; Pleuroascaceae. Gene Ontology annotation, molecular function: protein binding. The coding region runs from base 1 to 1011 and encodes 336 amino acids. Gene Ontology annotation, cellular component: Cdc73/Paf1 complex.
AUGCCUUCCGUCAUUCUAGACUUCUACCCCACCAAACCCCAAACAACCUUUCCACACCCCUUUGCCGAAGCACACAGCAAGCUCACAGACAGGUUUGUAGGAACCAGUGGUGACUAUGCGCAUAUCACCGACAUCUUCUCCAUCGCUACAACACCCACUCAGAUCCUCUCCGCAUCAGGCGGAUCCUGUAUAAAGGUCCACUCCACAGCCUCCCCCGACAUACCCCUUGAGCAAACGAUCAAGGGCGCCCACAAACUCGGCUGCCACCACAUUGUAACGUCCCGCAACGGCCGCGUCGCAGCCAGCGCUGGGUUUGGUGGCGAGGUAAAGAUAUGGCAUAUUUCGGAAGAAACGUCACAAUGGGCAGAAGCGGGCAAGAUCGUGGACCAGAACAAAGCCGGCGAAGUUUGGGCUAUUGCUCUGAGUGAGGAUGGUCAGUUUUUAGCGAGUACGACUUAUGACGGACGGAUCAACGUGUGGGAUCUUGCAGGUGGGAAGAUCAGAGAAUACGAGACAAAGGGGAGCUUUGGACUGUGUAUUGAUAUAAGUAGGGAUGGGAAGUAUACGGCUAGUGGACAUGAGAAUGGUGGUGUCUACAUUUUCAAUAAUGAUAUGGGAAAGCUGCUAUACUCAUUACCAGGUCUUGUCAAACCUGUCCGAACAAUCGCAUUCUCACCUGCCGGUACUCGAUUGGCAGCUGCAGGAGAUGCCAGAGUUAUUGCGUUGUAUGACGUCAGUCAUGGAGAGCAAGUUGCAAAUCUCACAGGACAUACAGCAUGGAUCUUCUCCGUAGACUGGAGUGAUACGGGAGAGUAUUUGCUCAGCGGUUCCUUCGAUGGAAAGGCCAAGGUCUGGUCUAUUGACCGGCGUGCCUGUGUGGCCAACCAUAGUGAAACGGACAAGGCCUUGUGGUGUGUGAAAUGGCUUCCUAAGACCGGGAGGAGUGAGAUGUUUGCAACUGCAGGUGCAAACCAAAGCAUCUCCUUCUAUAGAGAGGCAACUGGAGGUUAG